Halichondria panicea is the source of this 2163-nucleotide messenger RNA. RefSeq names its product alkyldihydroxyacetonephosphate synthase, peroxisomal-like. Gene Ontology annotation, molecular function: FAD binding; alkylglycerone-phosphate synthase activity. The transcript is spliced from 16 exons. The record is from RefSeq and is a predicted model, not a curated record. Lineage: Eukaryota; Metazoa; Porifera; Demospongiae; Suberitida; Halichondriidae. Gene Ontology annotation, cellular component: peroxisome. Gene Ontology annotation, biological process: lipid biosynthetic process. The coding region runs from base 135 to 2012 and encodes 625 amino acids.
AAAUCAAAACAAAAUAAUACGCCCAUUUCCAAAAGAUCAGGAGAUCCAGUAGCUUUUUGUAGACUGCUUUCUCUCUGCUGCGCUGCCUAGUAGCUUAUACCUAUUCGCCAUUUCUAGCUCACCUGCAAGAGAAGAUGGAUUCCACAUCUGCAAGACGUUUGACAGUGCUCAAAGGACACUUGGAAUGCAAGGGUGUGUCUCCUGCAGCCUGCAACUCCAUGCAGUCUAGUGCUCCAAUGUCAAGCAGUAAAAAUGAAGUACAGAAAGCAUUUCCAAGAGAGAGACAAGAUGUGGUCAAAUGGAAUGGGUGGGGCUACAAAGACUCGGGCUUCACCAUAAACGACAAGGGGAAUGCUCAAUUCUUAGGGAAGAGAUAUGCCAUCGGUGGUCAGGAGCUCCCCUACUUUCGCAAGUGGAUGGAGGAUAACGUUAGCUUGGACAUCAAUCAGACUUCCUUCUCUCAGCCCCGCCCCCCUCCUGAGGCAAUCCCGGCCCCCAACCUCCCUAGCCAGGCGUUCAUUGAUGAGAUCACCCAUCACUGCAAGACCUACACUGACACCCCUGACGACAGAGUCUUCAGAUCACAUGGUCACACUUGUCACGAGCUGUUUUCUCUGCGGACGGGAAAAGUUGGACGAAUUCCUGACCUUGUUGUGUGGCCCCGUACCCAUAACGACGUUGAAGUCAUAGUACAAGCUGCCCUCAAGCACAACGUCUGCUUAAUACCAUUCGGAGGGGGUACCAAUGUAUCCGGAGCACUGCAGUGCCCCCCUGAGGAGCAAAGACCCAUAGUCUCCCUAGACAUGACAGAGAUGGACAAGAUCCUCUGGAUAGACGAAGAGAACCUCACUGUGUGUGUGGAGGCGGGCUGUGUGGGACAGGACCUCGAGAGAAGGCUGCGUGAGGUGGGAUUCAUGACGGGGCACGAGCCAGACUCGCUGGAGUUCAGCACUGUGGGAGGUUGGGUGGCCACUCGCUCCUCCGGCAUGAAAAAGAACAUCUACGGUAACAUUGAGGACCUCCUUGUGAGGGUGAGGAUGGUCACUCCUCGGGGGACACUGGAAAGGAAUGUGCUGGGUCCUCGCAAUUCCAUUGGCCCAGACGUCCAACACUUUAUCCUGGGCUCUGAGGGUAUACUUGGUGUCAUCACGGAAGUAACGAUGCGAAUCCGUCCCCUCCCUGAGACACGGAAGUAUGGCUCUGUCGUGUUCCCCUCGUUCCAACCAGGAGUCAACUUCAUGAGGGAGGUCGCCAGACAGCGCUGUGCCCCAGCCUCUAUUCGACUGAUGGACAACUGGCAGUUCCAGAUGGGCCAGGCCAUGAAACCAGCUGUCUCUCUCUUCAAGUCUUUCACUGAUGCUCUCAAGAAACUCUACAUCACAAAAUUCAAAGGAUUUGACCCCUAUGAGAUGGUAGCUUGCACUCUGCUAUUUGAAGGUUCAGCUGAGGAAGUUGCAGCAAACGAACAAAAGAUUUACGAGAUUGCUAAAAGAUUUGGAGGGGUGCCGGCUGGAGAGGAGAACGGUCGCCGUGGUUAUCUUUUCACAUUUGUCGUCGCUUACAUCCGGGAUUUCGGUUUUGACUACACCUAUCUGGCCGAGUCCUUUGAGACGUCUGUUCCCUGGAGUCGUGUUUCUGAGCUCAUACGUAACGUCAAGAGCUGUGUGAGGAAGGAGUGUUCUCAACAAGGGAUCAUGGUGCAAGAUCAGCCCCUCAUCUCUGCUAGGGUAACCCAAACGUACGAUGCUGGAGCAUGUAUCUACUUCUACUUGGUGUUCAACUAUGCUGGUCACAAUGAUCCAAUCAGAGCAUUCGAUGAGAUUGAGAAUGCAGCAAGAGACGAGAUUCUAGCGAGUGGAGGAAGUCUAUCCCAUCACCACGGAGUUGGCAAGAUCCGUAAGCAGUGGAUGGAGCAAACUAUCUCGAGACCGGGAGUGGAGAUACUAAAAGCCAUCAAAGAUCGAGUGGACCCUCAAAACAUCUUUGGUGCUGGGAACCUCAUACCAAACUGAACGCAUUUUAUUAUAGGUCUUUUUAGGUUUUAUUGCCUCUUAUUAUUAUUUUUGUGAUUUUGAACUAUUUUUUGGCAUGAUUACGUCAAGAGUUAUCUAUACUCUUGUGCAUGUGUACAAUAACAUGAGACAUUUUGUGAGCAGUGUUGUG